AUGAGCCCCCUACUCCGCCACCUGCUGCUUGCUGCGCUGCUGCAGCUGGCUGGUGCCCAGGCCCCUGUCUCCCAGCUUGACUGCCAGCCCAGGGAGGUGGUGGUGCCUCUGAGCAUGGAGCUCAUGGGCAGUGUGACCAAACAACUGGUGCCCAGCUGUGUGACCAUGCAACGCUGUGGUGGCUGCUGCGAAGCCUGGCGCCUGGAAUGGGUACCCACUGGGCAGCACCAAGUCCGAAUGCAGAUCCUCAUGAUCCAGUACCCUAGCAGUCAGCUGGGGGAGAUGUCCUUGGCCAAACAGGGCUGCCAUACCCCACCAUCUCCCCACUGACAUCAUCCAUCCCACUCCAGCCCCAGGAUCCUCUGCCCACGCUGCACCCAGCGCCAUCAGUGCCCUGACCCCCGGACCUGCCGCUGCUGCUGUAGACACCGCAGCUUCCUCCGUUGCCAAGGGCAGGGCUUAGAUCUCAACCAAGACACCUGUAGGUGCUGGAAGCUGCGAAAGUGACAUGUUGCUUUUCAGAUUCAGCCAGACACUCCCCUCACAGGCCCUAUCCCCGUGGAAAAAGAGGGGAGCCCAGAACACCCCAGCCCAGGACCUCAGUCCUAGAGAAGCUGCCCCAAGGACCUAGACCUCUUAGA
Molecule: messenger RNA, 641 nt
Organism: Nannospalax galili (Upper Galilee mountains blind mole rat)
Lineage: Eukaryota; Metazoa; Chordata; Mammalia; Rodentia; Spalacidae
Product: vascular endothelial growth factor B-like
Biological process (GO): positive regulation of angiogenesis; positive regulation of mast cell chemotaxis; vascular endothelial growth factor receptor signaling pathway
Cellular component (GO): membrane
Molecular function (GO): vascular endothelial growth factor receptor 1 binding; chemoattractant activity; heparin binding
Source: RefSeq, a predicted model, not a curated record